AUGUCUAAUAAUAUGAAUCUAUCGAUACAAAUAUUACCAGUGGAAAUAUUUCAUCGUAUUUUUGAUAGUGUUGAUGCUCAAACUAUUUUAUUUUCAAUUCGAUCAGUAUGUCGAUUAUUUCGAGCAAUGGUUAAUAGUUAUGAUCGAUAUAAUUUGGAUUUUAAGUUAAUAUCAAAGUCAAAUUUUCAUCUAUUGUGUCGUUUAAUUAAUCCACAGAAUGUUUUAUCAUUAAGACUUUGUAAUGAUGAAUACACACCAAAACAAAUAACUUUAUUUAUUUCAUUGAUUCGUCUUCGACAAUUUACUCGACUUCGUUCAAUAACAUUUAUUGGUAUUGAAGAAUUUCAAUUGAACAUGAUUUUAAAACGUAUCAAUUUAAAUUUAUUGACUUCAUUUUCAUUACAUAUUCAACAAUAUGAUAGUAGACGAAAAAAAACAACAGCAAAUUUUCUUUCAUCAAUUUUAGCAAAAUCUAAUAUACGAAAAAUUAAGUUGAGUAUAAACAAUGAUCGAAUAUCUAAUAUAUCAUGGCCUGUCAAUUGUAGAAUCAAUUAUUUAGUUAUAGAUUCUGAGAUUAGUUUUGACAAUAUGUUAAAUAUUUUUUCAUGUUCUUCUCAAUUACAUACACUUAUUCUAAAACAAAACUUACCAAAGUUCAUUAAGAAUAUGAAAGAGAUAUGUGUUUUUCCACAAAUAACUUCAUUGACCAUAGAAAAAUUACAUGUUACAAUCGAUCAACUUGAAUCAUUUCUUGUCUUAAUGCCAUCACUUAUUUAUCUAAAAUUAAUAGGUGAACAAUGUGAAUUAGAUGGUAAACGAUGUGAACAAUUUAUUCAAAUAAAUCUUCCCUAUUUGAAUGAUUUUGAAUUUUUUAUUGAUAUUACAAAAUCAAUUUCUCAAAUGCCAGAAGAUCUUGAAUUAAUAAUUGAAUCAUUUCGAAGUCCAUUUUGGAUUGAAUAUAAAAAGUGGUUUGUAGUUUCUCAAAUACAUUCUAAUGAUUCAUAUAGAAUUCACAUUUAUUCGAUACCAAUUUGUAAAUCUGUUCUUCAAUAUGAAUUUGAUUCAUAUCAUACUUAUCGUUCAAACUUGACAACAUUGUUGAAAAAUGAUCCAUUCACAACGAAGAAUAUCACUGAACUUGUUUUACCAUUUAAAUCAUCAACAUUUGAAAAUAUGACAGAAGAAAGAUUAACACAAGCCAGCGUGAUGUUUCCUAAUGUCACUAAACUUAAUUUAACAAUUGAAAGACGAUCUUUUCUGGAUUCACUAAAAUUGCUUACUCCAAUAAUCAAUGUUUCCAAAUUGGUGGAAGUUAAAUUAGAAAGUCAUUGUUUUCAUAAAGAUAAUCAAAAUACUUUGUUUGAUAUUAUUUCUAUUCUUGAACAAGCAUAUUCCCUUUCAACGUUAAUAGUUCAUAGUCGUUAUUGUAAAUAUGAAUUGUAUCCAUAUUUAAAUCGUAUAUGUUCAAUUAUUCCACGUCAGAUCAAACAUUUACAAAUACCGAUGAACCAAUUAAAUUAUAUUGAAAUCAUUUUAGAACGAUGUCAGAAUCUCACAGUUGUGCAAUUUGAAAUAACACGUUCAAAAUUUUCUCAAGAAGUCAUCGGUUGGUUUAAUCAGAAUACUAAGGAUUCAACAUUUCAAAGACAUGCUGGAUGUGAUAUUAUAUGGAUUGGAAAGAAAAUAAAUCACAUCGAAGAUAGUCAUAAACGAUUUAAGUUGGAUGAAAAUCAAUGUGACUCUUAA
Messenger RNA from Rotaria sp. Silwood1, 1746 nucleotides. NCBI's taxonomy places the organism in Eukaryota, Metazoa, Rotifera, Eurotatoria, Philodinida, Philodinidae. The record is from the annotation of a GenBank genome assembly.